Lobosporangium transversale is the source of this 1766-nucleotide messenger RNA. RefSeq lists its product as hypothetical. Bases 152 to 1624 code for a protein of 490 amino acids. NCBI's taxonomy places the organism in Eukaryota, Fungi, Mortierellomycota, Mortierellomycetes, Mortierellales, Mortierellaceae. The record is from RefSeq and is a predicted model, not a curated record. The transcript has 2 exons.
AAAGUGUUCAAGCCAGGAUGAUUGUAACCCUGUAUCUUGGGCUCUGAACUGUCACUUGCGCCAUCACUUGGCCUUUCCCUUGCACAGUGGUUGCGUAAUCAAGCAAGUUGCCCUAGUCUGAUACCUCCUUAUCAAAUCUCAUUUCAAGUCGAUGACCAGCUCGCCUUUGCCGUCACCUUUUUUGACCAUCCUAAUGCAGGACUAUCCUUUGUUCUCCUCCCCCUCCUCGCCUUCUGCACUCUCUAACUCGAUCUCCCCACAAGUCUCACCUGUUCUGUCUUCCAUUAACGAAUCACCAAACUUGCAUCACCCUAAUGCCCAUAUUGCAACCUCAUCACCGGUCAACACACAGCAGUGCCAACAGCAGGAACAGCAACAGUACCAUCAUCAUCGUCAUCCACAGCAGCAGCAUAUGAGCACCUCUAUUAUUCCUCCAGAAGAGCAGCGUCUACGCUCAAGUGUUGUUCAACUCUAUGAAUAUCAACAGCAAAUGCUCCAUCGACUUGUACAAAAAGAUCACCCACUUCAUAUCCCAAAUCCCGAGGCUGCUCGUCGCCAUCAACAACAGCUGACCACUCAGCUUGAGUAUUACAGACAGCUGCAGGUCAUGCAUUCCCAGCGUGCCCGUGAUAUUGAAUUGUUGCACCUGCAGCAACAACGGCAUCAGCAGGAGCAGAACCAGUCUCAGUCUCUCCAUGUCAUUAAACGAUUCCAACUUGCGCAGAAGAUGCUACAAGUGCAACAGUUGCACCAUGCGCAUCAAAUUCAGAAAAUCCUGUACCUUCAAAGACUAAAUCGCCUCCAAGAACAACCACUUUCUCCCUGUGGUGAUGCGGUGGCUGAGUCAUCAUGCCUUUUUUCCACGAGUGAGGAGGGAAUGGCAAAACUCGAGAUUGAUCCUAAAAUGAUGCAUUUCCCUAUCAGAUCAGCUAGUCGGCCUCGAUUGGAUUUGCAAGAGCUUUUUGGGGGUGUUGCACAACGUCUAUCAACAAACUCGUCCAUUCAGCACCAGGCGGAAGAUUUGGCUAGGAUUGUACUCCCAAGCCCAGAUCAGAUCAGGAAGCUACGUCGUCAGAGGCUCAAGUGCCAUGCGCGUCUGCGGCAGGCUGCCACAGCUCGUGUAGCCGAAGCCCAAGCCAAGUCGCAAGGCUACCAGCCCUGUGUGGUAAUGAUGGCCGAAAAGACGGAAGAAGUCAAUACCGGCCAGCAGCGGACGAUCCCACUCCCACCCUCCCCUAUAUCUCCAACUUCCUCUACAUCAUUUGAAUCGACUAGCCCAGUCUGUCCAUCGUCAGUGCAACUAGCUUCAGGAUACGCUGCUGGGGUUCAAAUCGAGAAGCAGAUGCAAGCAGCUUUUUGGACAAGCUCGACGACUUCAGUCAUACCACGUACAUCUGCAGAUCUGGUUUAUAGGCGACAGCUCCGACAUAGCAUGGCAUUACAGCAACAUAUGAUUCAGGAUCAUAUUCAUAAGUAUCGAAUCUUCCAGGCAUAUUGCCUGUUGCAGCGAGCACAUGAGGCCCAGGCUAUAGACGAAUCAGAGGUUCAGAAAAGGAAGCAUCUCCAGACGCUUGCAUGGGUAGAAGCCUUACGUCAGUCCAAAGAACUCGAGGUUCCUCAGUAGGACCAAACAAAAUUGAUUCCUUUUUUUUUACUUUUUUCUUUUCUUCGUUUCUGGGUUACACCUUGUUAUUCAUAGAGUUUGUUCUUUAGCUAUUUAUUAUUCUCUUUGCCCUUUUUAAAUCCUUCUUUUUCCGUGAGUGUAC